Molecule: messenger RNA, 2904 nt
Organism: Grammomys surdaster
Lineage: Eukaryota; Metazoa; Chordata; Mammalia; Rodentia; Muridae
Gene: Arhgef15
Product: Rho guanine nucleotide exchange factor 15
Exons: 6
Coding region: 147-1352 (401 amino acids)
Source: RefSeq, a predicted model, not a curated record
AGACGCAGAAACUUUUAUUUGGAGAGGUUGGACAGCACUUGGUGCUCCGAGGGGACUGAAAGAUAAGCUGAAAAGAAAAACUACCUCAAACCAUAAGGGGAUGACUUCCGCAGAACACCCCACUCCUUGGAAACAUUCAGAAGACGAUGUCAGCUCAGUCUCUUCCUGCAGCAACGCCCCCUACCCUGAAGCCCCCUCGGAUCAUCCGCCCCCGACCCCCAUCUCGGCAUAGGGCUCCACAUUCCCCAGGGCCUCCCCAAAAUGGCUCCUCUCCGAAACCACUUCCUCAAAUAUCCAAUGAUGCCUCAGCCUCAGUGUGCACCUCCAUCUUCUGGGAGCCUCCCACGACUUCCCUGAAGCCCCCUGCUCUUCUGCCCCCCUCGGUUUCUAGAGCCAGCCUGGACUCUCAGACUUCCCCUGAUUCACCUCCCAGCACACCGAGUCCCAGUCCAGUGUCCCGGCGCUCCAUCUCCCCAGAACCAGCUCCCUGCUCUCCUGUGCCCCCACCCAAGCCCUCUGGGUCUUCCCGAACACCUCUGCCCUUGGGCUCUAUGCCUCUCCAGGAUGGCUCUGCCUCAGCCCCUGGCACAGUUCGAAGACUGGCAGGCAAGUUUGAGUGGGGAGCUGAAGGCAAGGCCCAGUCCUCAGACUCCCUGGAGCGGUGCUCCCAGGGGAGCACGGAUGUGAAUGGGGAGAAAGAGACUCCCCAAGUUGUCCUUACUGGAAAUGGGUCCCAGGAGAACGGCACUCCCGAUGCUGCCCUGGCCUGCCCUCCAUGCUGCCCCUGUGUCUGCCAUGCAGCAAAGCCCGGCCUGGAGCUCCGAUGGGUGCCUGUGGGGAGUUCUGACGACAUCCUCAGGGUCCCCUGCCGAGCAUCCCCACUCCGAGCCUCCCGCUCCCGCAUCAACCCUCCAGUCAUCAGUCACCCUCCAGUUGUGCUCACAUCCUAUCGCUCCACUGCGGAGCGCAAGCUCCUACCUCCCCUCAAGCCCCCCAAGCCAACUAGAGUCAGACAGGAUACAAGCACCUCUGGGGAGCUUCCACAGCCAGACCUGGAACUGCCUUCAGAAGACGGGAUCCAAACAGCUCCAAAGGCCUGGGAAGGGGACAGACCUGAAGAAGCUCCUCAGAAUGCUCCUCCUGUAGCCUUGGAGGGAAGUCCAGAUGAAUACUACCUUAUUCAGCCCCAUCACCUGACCUCUGUCCUGUUCCACACAAGCCUUUUUUCCCCUCCUCAGGUUGGCUUAAGGGGCUUCCUGGAGCCUUUCCUGCCCAACUGGUGUGUGAAGUUACAGGAGAACAUGAAAGGAGGAAGCAUCUUCGCCAGCAUCAGAAGCUCCUUGAGGCUGUAGGACCCUCUUCAGGCACUCCUGACACCCCUCAACCUUAGGGCAGGCUAGGGAAGAACACUGUUUGGGAUACUGGGAGCAGCAUGGGGAAGACAAAGUCUGCCCAUCCAUCCGUCCAUCCAACCAUCCAUCUGUCUAUCCAUCCAUCUACUUGCUGUCAGUGGAAACACUACCUCUAGAGGCAACCAAUAGGGAUAGAGCAGCUAAUGAAACAAGACCAUCUGAGCCCACAAGAAGAAAGACUGGGGAUGGCUCGAAUGUUGCCAGUGGAGGCAGAGGCUAAGUACAGAGUGGCCAAGGCUGAGGCUCUGGCCAGUGAGUAUCACAGUAUGUCCACUAUCAAGGAAGAUGAAGCAGGGGCAUUGCACUGAGAAAUGGCAUCACUGGAGUGGUCUUGUAGACAACAGGAUGGGAUGGGACUCAUCCAGCCAAAGACGAUGGUGAUUUGGGACCAAGAGACCAGUAGUCACUCUUGUUGGUUUUACAGAAGCCACUGGUCCUGCUUUUUGAGUAUAGGAAGUAUUAAAUUAAUCUAAUACUUCUGUUUUGGGGCUACUUUCUCUGCCCUUUUAAACAACUUCCUUUCUUCUAGAAGAAUCCAGAGUGCAUCUCAGAGAACAUGAGUGCAUGUGUGUCCAUGUAUAUAUGUAUCUAGGAAGGCAACUUUGCCGAAUGUGUGUGUGUGUGUGUGUGUGUGUGUGUGUGUGUGAGAGAGAGAGAGAGAGAGAGAGAGAGAGAGAGCGCAUACCUCUCCUAUCAGAGACUGAAUACUUCCUUUCCUUUUUUUAUUUCACAUUUAUCCUCUUAUUUCCCUAGAAGCCAUAUGCCUUGAGUUCUAAAAGGGAAUACUGAGCAUAGCUUGCCCAAAGACUGGGACUGUGAAUGCAAGCCAUGGAUUCUGGGUCUCUUGGGUCUCUCUGGGUUCUAUGACAGUUGAAGGGUGGUAUUAUGAAGCACUUGGUGGCCUGCCAAGGAGGACACUGAGGACUAAGCAGCUGGGAUUCGAGAUCCUCUGCAGUCUGUGGACCUCUUCCUGUCCCAGGCAAUUGACCUGUUUGAUCCAUGUCUGUUCUGCAUCUUCUCCCAACUUGAAUUGUCAUCAUGGUGUCAGCCAGCUCAGCCUCAGGCUGCAGAACAAGUUGGGUCCUGGGCCAGCCAACAACCAUCCUCAGCUUCUUCUCUCCUGAUCCUCUCAGAAGCAGAAGGCCGGACUCGGGAGGGAGUAGAGAGCUGGUGGUGGUGCUCAGACUCAGCCACGGUUUCUGCUUGAGAAUCUGUCCCGUGUGAUGCUGGAGAGGUGAAGGCAAAGACAGUAGAACAGACAAUUCCUGGGUUGGGGUCCAGACCUGGGCAAAGGCUUUCUAAAUCUUCAUGACUGUGCAACACUGUUCCUUCAUGUAUGACAACCUGCGCAGGUGGAGAGUGCCUAGAUGACUAUGGGAGGGGGAUGACUCUGGGGACUUGAAGGCAGAAGGGCACUUUGCGUGUCCACAGCUUUCAUCCAACAAAGUGCCAGCCACAUGGGAAACCCUCAAUAAAUGUCAGUGGCAUCAUA